AUGUUUGCGGCAAAUGAAGAAAGCUCAAACUUCUGCAAUAGUUGGCUUCGUAGUGAACAUCUCGUCUCCAUCGACGCGAUUCAACAAGCUUUACAGGAACUUCCUGUUGGGCUAUUUGAUGAGAGGCAAAGUGAGGGUUUCUUGCGAGAGCUACUGUCCGCCAACCUCGGUACACGUCCAAUUCUUGAACUCGUCCUUUCAGCUGGGAAUUGGAGCAAGUGCCUGGCUACCUCCAUCUUGGAUACAUUCCCGCAAUCAGCAAAGACAUUUCCACAGUCGUCUUGUCAUCUCGUACUUGACAGACUGUCGCUCUUUCUUCUUUUUCUACCGCACACAUUCGAUCGAGAAGCCUCCGAAUUACUAAGUUCUAACCGUGUAUCGGUGGAAAUGGCACCUCAAGUGCUCAUGGCUUUGGCUUCCAUGUCUUUCUCGUCCGACGAUCAGGACGGGAGUGACAUGGAAAUCGAUGAUGAUAUGUCAUUUUUUAAGCCAAAGCGAGAGACACAGCGACAGAGGAAACGUGCAAAACGAAUGACGACAAAGCGGACAAUCACUCCAAACCCUAAGCCUUUUGAAGCUAUGGGCUUGUCAAUCCCUUCGACCGCUCAAGAUGCAAAUGAACAAAUCUUUUAUCUUGCGACACUCCAAGAUUCUGAAGUUGCAGCCACCAUCCAGCGUGGAUUUAUUCCCGUCGAGGCGACUGGUGAUACACCGCCGGCUGAUACCAUCAAAGAGAGACGGCAGCCCAUUUUGCAUGCAGAUGGAGAAGUCGGUAUUGAUACCCCUGCUGCUUUCCCAAUGGUACAACCAAUGAAAGCAGAACUUUCAAACGGACACUUUUCGGCAGAUAAUCAGAAACGGCUCAAUGGAAUCAAUACUGAGAUUCCCAUCUACGAAGCCAAGAUGACACGGGAUUCGCGAUUGGUUUAUCAAGUGGAUUGCAUUCCUGAGUAUGACACAGAUUUAUCAAGAUUUUUGGAGUUUAUACUCACGCCCAGCUUGACAAGCGGCUUUGGGAUUCAAUGGGACACCAACUCGGAAGAAAGGCUCCAUUCGCUUCUUGUACUCGAAAAGUUCGUGACAUUUUCUCAGGCUCUGCUGAAUAGUGUGCACCUUUCUCAAGUUCAGAAAAUGUCCUCUAACUUGGUCGUGAUAGGCAUUAUAGCGGAUCUUGAUGUUGCACAUGUUUUCAAUGUUACCGGAACUGGAAUGACCACUCCUUUGAAUGCUGAUCCGUCCUUCGGUCAGCAAGCUACAGGGAGGCUUAUCACCUAUGAUGUUUUCCUUCGGUCCUAUUGGCCUCACUUUUCACAAACUCUUACCAAGGGCCUAGAUCCUUCCCUUGUAUUUAGCGAGUUCAUCGGUGUUAUCAAGGGCUCCGAAGAAUCUCUGAGUCACGAAAAUCGCUUUUUAGAUAAAUCCGAAUACGAGAAUCUUAGUCACCGUGCGCAGUAUGCAUUUGCAAACCAGCGCGAUGUGAUUUACUCGAUAUUCUCUUCGUUCCGCAAACACAAAAGUCUUUGUGGCGAUUAUGAUGCUGCAGACAGGACACAUAACAUCUUGAAAGCUAUUGAAGCCGUGGGCAUCCCCGGCCCUAAAAUUGAUUAUCUCUAUGUUGAUGAGGCUCAAGAUAAUCUUCUCAUUGACGCUCUUCUAUUGAGGUCUUUGUGUCGUAACCCUGAUGGAUUAUUUUGGGCGGGAGACACUGCUCAAACGAUUUCUGUGGGGAGCUCCUUCCGAUUCAACGAUUUAAAAGCCUUCUUAUUCCGUCUGGAGAAACGAAGGGAGAACAUGAUCGCUGACAGGCAGCCGACGCGAGAAGUGCCACGUACAUUUCAAUUAGCCAUCAAUUACCGCUCUCAUGGUGGUAUAGUCAACUGUGCUCAUUCCGUGAUCGAAUUAAUCACAGAAUUUUGGCCAUAUGCAAUUGAUGUUUUGGGCCGAGAACAGGGCGUUGUUGAUGGUUCUAAGCCGGUAUUUUUCAGUGGGUGGGACAAAGAAACAGUUCGAUAUGAACAAUUCCUAUUUGGAGCAUCGGGCAGUCGAAUUGAAUUUGGGGCGCAACAGUGUAUUCUUGUACGUGACGAAUCUGCCAGAGAUGAGCUUCGAGAACAAGUGGGAGACAUUGGUCUCAUCAUGUUCGUAGAAUAUUCUUCUGUCGCAGAACGACGUCUGACGAUGCACAAUAGGACCUUAUACGAAAGCAAAGGUCUAGAAUUUGAUGACGUCCUCCUUUACAAAUUCUUUGAAGACUCUUCUGUCGAUUUGUCACAGUGGCGAGUCGUUUUGAAUCAACUUGGUGAUGAGGAAAACCUUGAUGUUCCUGCACCACAGUUUGACGAUACUCGUCAUGCUGGUGUCUGCAGCGAGAUUUUUUGGACCUCAAAAAAUCAAAUUCAAAACUGUACGCCUGGAACUGAUGUUCCGCGUCUGGCGGUGUCAUCUUCCCCUCAAGAGUGGGAGAAGUCCGGUAGAACUUUGUUUCAGAAUAAGAGAUACCUCCAAGCUAUGCACUGCUUCGAACGCGCCGGCUUAAAUCGUGAGGUGUCUGUUUCUAGGACCUACUACUUACGAGAACAAGCACGAGCUACCCCCACAACUGGAUCCCGUCAAGCUUUGAAAUUGCGCCAGAAUGCUUUUACUAUCGCUGCAGAAGCUUUUCUUCAAUGUGCUGUUGCGGCGACCAGCUCCAGGGAGAAGAAUGUGUAUUUUCGUAAUGCAGGAGAUUGCUUUGAGCACGCCGAUAAUGACUGCGAGGCUGCGCAAGCGUAUGUUAAAGCCCGAGAGUUCGGCUUGGCAGUAAAACUGUACCGCAAGUGUGGAAUGUUCGACGAAGCUGUCGACGUUGUGACCACCCAUCGAGAAGAUAUAGAAGCUGAUGUGGCCGAGAACCUUCUCGACGUGGCCCGCCUAUUUUAUUUUAAUAGGAAUGAAUUGGAGUAUAUAUCUUCUUUUUCGUCUUGGCUGGACUUGGGAGACUUCAGGAGGCAGCAACAAUACAUCUUGCGGAGGGCAGGAUGCUGGAAGCAAUCCGGCUCCUCUUGGAAGACGGGAAAGACCAAGGAGCGAUACGUCGCGGGCAUGAGUGUCUUCUUGAAGGACUCUGGAAACAUCUCUCCUUUGGUGUUAAAUAUACCGAAGCUCUCUUUGGUGGACUCCUCCGCUUCCGAUCAGCUGGCAAUGUUUCAAGCUGUUGCGUCCUGCGAUUUGAAUCAGCUUCGCGCCCUCGGCCAAAAAUUUGCAUCCCGAAAGGAAGUAACGUCGGCUCUUCUUUGUUUCGACCAUUACUUUCAGAAUUUCCCCCGUAUCAUCGUCAUGGAAGCGACAGAGAUCUCGACAAUCCUUGCAGAUUUCUUGAGCUACUGUUCAAUGCUUCGCGAAGUUGCUAUCAGCCCAGACCCUUGCAAUAACGCUGCCAUCCAGAAACUAUUCGGCUUCCAAGCUUCUACGGAAAACAUUUUUCUACUUCCAGAGGGAACAUAUCUACACCAAUCAUUUCUGGCUUUGCGAGCGGCUAUGGGAGUGAGCGAGCAGGGUGCACUCGUGACCGAAUGGGAUCUCUCGCAAAAAUUUAAAGAUUGUCUGUUUACACGCAUCAGCAAUCGGAUCAAGGAGGAAAACGACAUCUGUCGCAGAACCCAAGCCUUCACUCCUUGUUUACCUUUCGUGAUCAACGACGUGUGCAAUAGGCUACAGUGUCCUCGAAAGCACAUCCACUACACAUCAUGCACUCCUGCAUGGUACAAUGUCCAAGUCAGAAUCCACCUCCAGCAAAUUUUGAUCUUUCAUAAUCUGCAUUCAGUGCAAUUUGAUGUGCAGGAGCGACAUAGGCAGCACAGAUUCUGGAUCAAUCGACUCCACGAGACCCUAAACCCGUCCAUUUACUAUCUCGGCACAUUGGCAAAUUUGGAUGUCGCUCUGAUAAAAGAAGCUCAGAAAGCUGUCGAGGUCGUCAAGAGAUGGUGUCGCGACCUCCUUGACAGCCCCAUGAGACUAGACGCGAGGUUGUUGACGACCGUAUACCAGACAGCCAAUUUAUGCCUUUUCCUUGACAAACAAAGUGCGAGGGAAUAUAUCCACCGGGCCCCCAUUCUUGAUGUCUUUGCCCACCAACCACAGUAUAGAAGGGAACUCAAUGGUCGUAGGGGCCCCCGCGUUGUCAAUGAAAUGAUGCGCUUCCUUCAAGGCACCGACGAGGUCUUCAUCCCAGCGGGAUUGUGUUUUGUCAAGCAUCUCUUGACCGAUAGCGUCCCCAUUGAUAUCAACGUACUAUGCGACGCCAUCGACUUUCUCUGCGGUGCCGUUGUCAUAGUCAGAAAGGAAUUUGUCCUGCAUAAUGUGACGCUACCACGAAGCUGGUUUAUCACUCUGCUGCGUCGCAUCAAGAAGGAUACAAAGCGGCCAGCGACGCUCAUGCUGAAUUUUCUGCUGAAUUCGGUCAAGCUGCUGGUGGAACGACUACAGUCUGGAGUAGGUUCAGGCCAACUUUUGUUUGAAAAUACGGACCUCAGCGAGCUUCCGGCGAUUCGGGUCGUCUUUCUCACUCGAGUAUGCAAGGCAAUUUGCUUGGUGGGUUACAACAUGAACCAUGAUGAUCUCCGCCAAGAAAUAGUCAGGAUUCUAGGACCUGUGAGGACCGGUCGGCCCCACUAUCUGAACGAGUGGUACGCUCAUGCUCGGAAUUGGAAUCAACUUGCUCAAGCCGUCCAUCACUCAACGACUGAAUCAUCGCUGGAUGAAUUAAUCCAGUUGUACGAUGACGGCAAGAAGCUUGGAAGGUAUAAAGCGCCUCAAGGCGUGCGAAGGGUGUUCUUCAAGACCAUUGAAGACGUACCUCGACUUCUGAGCGAUGCCUCCACGCCCUCGUUCCUAUCCUCUCUGAGACCGGAUGCGCCUACGUUUGUGCCACGGGCUCGCCAAAAUGCAACGCCUGAUGAUACCAAGGACCAAAGAGAUAAACCUGGAGAGUUUGAGGUGGAUAUCGAAGAGCCCGACGUGGAACACAUGGAUGUCUUGAGUCCUAACAAUGUUGUUGAAUCUAUAGCGAGUACCGCGCUCUCUGUCGAGCACAAACCACCUUCAGCUGAGCAAAUACAUGCGGCACGGGUAUUCCAAGUCGCUUACCGGAAAGCCAUGUCAAGGAGGCGGAAGAUGGUCAAAACCGCUGCAGAGGCUUCUCGUGCCAGCCUGUUUGACGCCUGCCUCGCGGAAUCAAGGACGAUGGAGUGGCCACACAACUAUUACCGCCUCUUGUUUUUGGGCCCUCUUCCACAUGUCCUAGUAUGCAUUAGUGGCGUUCAGUCGUACGUCGUAGCUGCCAAGGAGAAGGCCAAGAAGCGAUGGAGCAGGGCGUCUCAUCAGGAAUUGGAAGAUAUUGGCAAACGAAGGACAGAGUUAAAGUACAAUCUCGUUCUACUUGCUUUUUAUCAAGUGGUAUUGAAUAUUUUUAGUGGUAUUUUCCGGGACGCACAGCGCCUAUACAAAGCCUUGCAGCCUCAAUCGGAGUUGCAUCGGAGGCGGGACCUAACCGAACUCAAAACGCGGGUGCUCGAGGUGGAGAUGCUCCAUGGACGUGUUCCUCCUGGGGCGUGCCGGGAUGUCAGAGAGGAUCUAGAUUUGGCGUUGAAAGCUAUUGUGGCGGUCAAGCAGCCGAUAAAAGCCAAACCAAAGCCGGAGCUUUGCAUGGAUGAUGACGACGAGUAUAUUGGUUGAGGUACAUACAUAUAUUAAAAUCUAU
Molecule: messenger RNA, 5737 nt
Organism: Laccaria bicolor S238N-H82
Lineage: Eukaryota; Fungi; Basidiomycota; Agaricomycetes; Agaricales; Hydnangiaceae
Exons: 30
Coding region: 1-5712 (1903 amino acids)
Source: RefSeq, a predicted model, not a curated record